Diceros bicornis minor is the source of this 3132-nucleotide messenger RNA. RefSeq names its product adaptor protein, phosphotyrosine interacting with PH domain and leucine zipper 2 (gene APPL2). Gene Ontology annotation, cellular component: endosome membrane; cytoplasm. Gene Ontology annotation, biological process: signaling. Bases 122 to 2110 code for a protein of 662 amino acids. The record is from RefSeq and is a predicted model, not a curated record. NCBI's taxonomy places the organism in Eukaryota, Metazoa, Chordata, Mammalia, Perissodactyla, Rhinocerotidae. The transcript has 21 exons. Gene Ontology annotation, molecular function: protein binding.
GUGCGCGGGGCGGCCGCGGGCACGGAGCGUCCGCCUCGUCGCCUGAGCCUGGAGCAGCCUCGGCAGCCGCGACUCCCGCCCUCCAUCCUUCCACCGGCCCUCGGCCCUGCCGUGCGGCACCAUGCCCGCUGUGGACAAGCUCCUGCUAGAGGAGGCGUUGCAGGACAGCCCCCAGACUCGCUCUUUACUGAGUGUAUUUGAAGAAGAUGCUGGCACCCUCACAGAUUAUACCAACCAGCUGCUCCAGGCCAUGCAGCGUGUCUAUGGAGCCCAGAAUGAAAUGUGCCUGGCCACUCAACAGCUUUCUAAGCAACUUCUGGCGUAUGAAAAACAGAAUUUUGCUCUUGGCAAAGGCGAUGAAGAAGUAAUUUCUACACUCCACUAUUUUUCCAAAGUGGUGGAUGAGCUUAAUGUUCUCCAUACAGAGCUGGCUAAACAGUUGGCAGACACAAUGGUCUUACCUAUUAUACAAUUUCGAGAAAAGGAUCUCACAGAAGUAAGCACUUUAAAGGAUCUCUUCGGACUCGCCAGCAACGAGCAUGACCUCUCAAUGGCAAAAUAUAGCAGGCUUCCUAAAAAAAGGGAGAAUGAAAAGGUGAAGACUGAAGUUGUCAAAGAGGUGGCGGCUGCGCGGCGGAAACAGCACCUUUCUUCCCUUCAGUACUACUGUGCCCUCAACGCACUGCAGUACAGAAAGCGUGUGGCCAUGAUGGAGCCCAUGAUUGGCUUUGCCCACGCACAGAUUAACUUUUUUAAGAGGGGAGCAGAGAUGUUUAACCAAAGUAUGGACAGCUUUUUAUCCUCCGUUGCAGACAUGGUUCAAAGCAUUCAGGUGGAACAGGAAGCUGAAGCGGAAAAGAUGCGGGCGUCCCAGCAAGAAUUACUUGCUGUUGAUGAAUCUGUUUACACUCCAGACUUUGAUGUGUCUGCACCACAGAUCAACAGGAACCUCAUCCAGAAGGCUGGUUACCUUAAUCUCAGAAAUAAAACAGGGCUGGUCACCACCACUUGGGAGAGACUUUACUUCUUCACCCAAGGCGGGAAUCUCAUGUGUCAGCCCAGGGGAGCCGUGGCUGGAGGUUUGAUCCAGGACCUGGACAACUGCUCGGUGAUGGCUGUGGAUUGUGAAGACCGACGAUAUUGCUUCCAGAUCACCACUCCUAAUGGAAAAUCGGGAAUAAUCCUCCAGGCAGAAAGCAGAAAGGAAAAUGAAGAGUGGAUAUGUGCAAUAAACAACAUCUCCAGGCAGAUCUACUUGACUGACAACCCAGAGGCAGUCGCCAUCAAGUUGAAUCAGACAGCUCUCCAAGCAGUGACUCCUAUUACAAGUUUUGGAAAAAAGCAAGAAAACUCACGCCCCAGCCAAAACCUGAAAAAUUCAGAGAUGGAAAAUGACAAGAUUGUUCCCAAAGCAACAGUUAAUAUACCUGAACCUGAACAACUAAUUGCACCUGGAACACCUAUUCAAUUUGAUAUUGUACUUCCUGCUACAGAAUUCCUUGAUCAGAACAGAGGGAGCAGGCGUAUCAACCCUUUUGGUGAAACUGAGGAUGAGACAUUUCCAGAAGCAGAAGAUUCUCUUUUGCAACAGAUGUUUAUAGUUCGGUUUUUGGGAUCAAUGGCAGUUAAAACAGACAACACUGCUGAAGUGAUUUAUGAAGCCAUGAGACAAGUGUUGGCUGCUCGGGCUAUUCAUAACAUCUUCCGUAUGACAGAAUCCCAUCUGAUGGUCACCAGUCAAACUCUGAGGUUGAUAGAUCCCCAGACUCAAGUAACAAGGGCCAACUUUGAACUUACCAGUGUCACCCAGUUUGCUGCUCAUCAAGAAAACAAGAGACUGGUUGGUUUUGUGGUCCGCAUGCCCGAAUCCACAGGCGGAGAGUCUCUGAGCACAUACGUUUUUGAAAGCAACUCAGAAGGCGAAAAGAUAUGUUAUGCUAUUAAUUUGGGAAAAGAAAUCAUUGAGGUUCAGAAGGAUCCAGAAGCACUGGCUCAAUUAAUGCUCUCCAUACCACUAACCAAUGAUGGAAAAUAUGUCCUAUUAAACGAUCAACCAGAUGACACUGACGGAAGUGCAAGUGAAAAUAGAGGCGCGGAAUCUGAAGCAUAACUCUCUUGCCCCUUUGGGGUUGGAGCACCCAGGAGGAGAGCUACCUCCUUAAGGGUUUUCAACUUCUCUGACAUGCAGGCACACGACCUGGUUUCAGAAUGCUGACAGUCGCUUGUGGAAUGUACCCUCGAUGCCUUGAUACUGAGACUUGGGAGGGAAACAGUAAGAAAUUGACAACACUCCUACCCAUCUACAAAUGUUAUUUUAGGUGCUUUGUGGUAAGUCCUUCUCUUAGAUUCCAUUGUUCAGCAUUCAGAAUGAAAAUUAUGAAAAAAUGCAUUGUUCACUUUAUUUGAAUGUCAUCUCUUCAGUGUCCAGUAUCCUUUUUUAAAAAUGGCAAAAGCCUAGAUUUAUAAUUUGAUAAACACUAAAUAUUUCCUAUUAAUAUAAUCUAUUUUUGUAUUUUACUUAAGCUUUAAGUGCCUAUCAUUCUGAAAAUUGUGUAUUUAUAAUCAAGGUUAUUUCAUAACUGGACCUAAUAGCAUUAAUUUGUGCAGUAGGUGAUGAGCCCAGCUUUGAGGCUUGAGCACUAGCAGAAAUGCAGGUCUAGUUUUCAUAAGUGUUCCAGACAUCAUGCAAUAAAAAGACUAGCAGAGGAAUACCACAAAAAAUGUUUAAUUUUAUGUUGGAAUCUUAAUGAACCAGCAUUCGUAAGUUCAUGGUCCUCUGGAUAAUACUGUUUUUAGUGGGGGAUCACCAUGGAUGGGGGCAACUCUACCAACUCCUGUUUCUCUGAGCCAGACCCUCCUCAAGGAAGGGACCAAUUUUAAAACUCACUUGAAGCACAGCUAGUCACAGGGCUUGGUAUAAAGUUCCUAUUUCCACCCUGGCACAUCUGGUUCUUGGCAUCCCAGCCCACUCCACCAUCCCGUUCUACCCAUGAAAUAAGUAUAAUGAUCUUGAAUUGGUACAGUAUGUUUAAUUACAACCGAGUUCAACACAGUAUCAUUGUCUUUGUAAUAAAUUAACCUAGCAAAAUGCUAGCAAAUAAAAACUGUCAUUCUGUUUCUUUUGCUUUCUGU